Fusarium keratoplasticum is the source of this 729-nucleotide messenger RNA. RefSeq lists its product as uncharacterized. Lineage: Eukaryota; Fungi; Ascomycota; Sordariomycetes; Hypocreales; Nectriaceae. Bases 1 to 729 code for a protein of 242 amino acids. The transcript has 2 exons. The record is from RefSeq and is a predicted model, not a curated record.
AUGUCGGCUCAGGACUACUACAGCGGUGGAGGUGGAGGACAGCAAGGAGGCUACGGUCAACAAGGCUACAACCAAGACGGAUAUGGUCAGCAAGGUCGACAAGACCAUGCCCAGCAGCAGGGCUACGGCCAACAACAGGGCUAUCCCCAACAACAACAGUACUCACAGGGCUCCGGAUAUGGCGGCCCUCAACAGUCUGAGUAUGACAACCGCGGACAAUCCUACAACCAACAACAGGGUGGUCCCUAUGGAGGCUCUUCCGCAUACCCCGGCGGUGACCAGGGUCAGCCCGGACCCGACGGAGAACGAGGACUCGGUGCAACCCUUGUUGGAGGAGGUGCAGCUGGCUGGGCUGCCCACAAGGCUGGCGGUGGCCUCCUAAGCAGUCUCGCUGGUGCCGCCGCUGGCGCAAUUGGCGCAAACCUUAUCGAGCACAAGUUCAAGAAGCACAAGAAGGACAAGAAGAACCACAAGGAUGGUCGCCCUCGAAACUACUCUGGCGACUCAACAAGCAGCAGCGACUCCGACUCGGAUGACGAUCGACGUCGUCGUCGCCGCGAUGACGACCUUGCUUACGGUGACCGCGGCUACGAUAAUGAUCGCCGCCGUCGUGAGGAAGAGAAUUUGCGCUAUGGAGAUUCUCGGCGGGAUGACUACGAUCGACGUGACGACGGUGGCUACGGGGGCCAUCAUCACGGCCAAUCAAACUAUGGUGGCUCUCGGUGGUGA